Messenger RNA from Fusarium redolens, 417 nucleotides. RefSeq lists its product as uncharacterized. The transcript is spliced from 3 exons. NCBI's taxonomy places the organism in Eukaryota, Fungi, Ascomycota, Sordariomycetes, Hypocreales, Nectriaceae. The record is from RefSeq and is a predicted model, not a curated record. Bases 1 to 417 code for a protein of 138 amino acids.
AUGGCUAGAGAAACACCGACCAAGGCAAUUCUUGAGACUUGGGAAGCUGGUGGUGGAAGCCUAUCCUCUUUACAACAGACCCGUUUACAAGAACUCCAAAAUGCUUCUGUCAAGCUUUCUGAAGAUCUGGAUACUUGCAAAGCGGAUUUGGCAGCCUCAAAGAAGCGCUCGCAACAUUUGUUUCGCAGCAAGGAUCUCAGAACGAACAGUGUAGCGGUUUCUGAUGGUCCUUUGAUCGAUCCGCAUGCCAAAGGCCCAAAACUGAUUAGUCCAGACCAGGAGGAAGAGGACCAGCCCGAUGAUGGUGGUCUCCUAACUCCGGCCUGCCCGACGUGUAAUGAAAAGGAACCUCAAUCAUCCGAUAAGAAGGGCGCUAGGGUAGAGAAACUUCGUGCACGCUUGCGUGAGUUGCUAUAA